Messenger RNA from Alligator mississippiensis (American alligator), 2533 nucleotides. It is a transcript of the gene CERS2, whose product is annotated as ceramide synthase 2. Gene Ontology annotation, molecular function: DNA binding; sphingosine N-acyltransferase activity. The coding region runs from base 106 to 1236 and encodes 376 amino acids. NCBI's taxonomy places the organism in Eukaryota, Metazoa, Chordata, Crocodylia, Alligatoridae. The record is from RefSeq and is a predicted model, not a curated record. Gene Ontology annotation, cellular component: membrane. The transcript is spliced from 11 exons. Gene Ontology annotation, biological process: ceramide biosynthetic process.
CUGCCCGGGGCGGAGCGGGGCGCGGCAGAGCCGAGCCGAGCCGGGCCGAGGCGAGGCGAGGCGAGGCGCAGACGGGCCGCGAGCCGCGCCGGAGCCGCUCCGGAGAUGUUGCAGACGCUGUACAACUGCUUCUGGUGGGACCGGCUGUGGCUGCCGGCCAACCUGACAUGGGCCGACCUGGAGGACCGCGAUGGCCGGGUCUACGCCAAGGCGGCCGACCUGUACAUCAUCCUGCCCCUCGCCUUCCUCUUCCUCCUCGUCCGGCACCUCUUUGAGAUGUACGUGGCCACCCCAUUGGCCGGACUCUUGAACGUCAAGGAGAAGGUGCGGUUGAAAGCCAGCCCCAACCCCACUCUGGAGCAGUUUUACGUCACGGCCUCCAAGCACCCCAAGCAGACGGAUGUGGAGCUGCUGGCCAAGAGCAGCGGCUGCUCGAUGCGGCAGGUGGAGCGCUGGUUCCGGCGCCGGCGCAACCAGGACCGGCCCAGCCUGCUCAAGAAGUUCCGGGAAGCCAGUUGGCGAUUCACCUUUUACCUUCUUGCUUUCAUUGCUGGCAUGGCCGUCAUAGUGGAUAAACCCUGGUUCUACGACCUGCGGGAAGUGUGGAAAGGCUACCCCAUCCAGAGCAUGCUGCCCUCCCAAUACUGGUACUACAUGAUUGAGCUGUCCUUCUACUGGUCCCUGCUCUUCAGCAUCGCCUCCGACGUUAAGCGCAAGGACUUCAAAGAGCAGGUCAUCCACCACGUGGCAACCAUCAUCCUGAUCAGCUUCUCCUGGUUUGCCAACUACAUCCGAGCGGGGACCCUGAUCAUGGCCCUGCACGACGCCUCUGACUACCUGCUGGAGUCUGCCAAGAUGUUCAACUAUGCUGGCUGGAAGAACACCUGCAACAACAUCUUCAUUGUCUUUGCCGCCGUCUUCAUCGUCACCCGCCUGAUCAUCCUGCCUUUCUGGAUCAUGCACUGCACGGUGGUGUACCCCCUGGACCUGUACCCAGCCUUCUUCGGCUACUACUUCUUCAACACCAUGAUGGCCGUGCUGCUGACACUCCAUGUCUUCUGGGCCUACCUCAUCAUCCGCAUGGCCCAGAAGUUCAUAACUGGAAAGGUGGUGGAGGACGAGCGGAGCGACCGGGAGGAGACAGACAACAGUGAGGAGGAGGAGGAGGUGACAAAGAACGGGCCAAUCUCCAACGGCCACCCUGUGCUCAACAACAACCACCGCAAGACCGACUGAGUGGCGCGGCCUGGCCCCCCACCCACCCCAGCCCUGCCCCAUCCACCCCCCAGUGCCACAGGUCCCAGGUGCCCGAGACUUCACAAGGACUCGAUUCCAGCCUGCCACGGUCUGUAGGGCAAAGACCCCCCUCCCCUCCUGGGCUAGCGGGAACAGCCGGCUCCUUACCGGCCCCCAGGUGGCCCCCCCCACCCCGUGCAGCCUGGCCGGCGGCGGGGAGGGGGCUCCUGCCCCCCCCUCUGCAUUCCUCUUCACCCAGCUGCCUUAAUGUCAACCCCGCAGGCGAGGCCUCCCCCUGGCAGCGGGGAUCAGGCCCAGGCAGAUGUUCUCAAUCCUGGUUCUUUACAUCCCUUUUUUCCACCCCUCACUCCUGAGCCUGGUGUGGGGGCUCCCCCUUGCCCCACUCAGCCGUGGGUCCCAGCACUGCGUGUCUCCCUGCAGCGGGCUCCCCUCGCCUCCCUGGGUAUGAGCUCCAGCGAGGGGCCCGUUUGAAAUUGCAGGGAAGCUGUGGAGCCGCCUGGCUCCGAGGCUGUCGGAGCAGCCAACGCCCGGCUUCUUCCGCGUGCCUGAGAUCUUAGAGUCUGGCCUGCAGCGGGGCUGGGCUUUUGGCCUCUCCUCCCACCCCCAUGCCGCGUUGCAGACCCGGGCUCUCUGCCCAGCUCCCAGGUCAGCCACGGGCUCUCCACUGGUGGCAGGAACGCCAAACCUAAGUGCCUCCCGCCAGCUGCCCCUAGCAGGAACGCCGGGAACGUGGCCUCGUUUCCCUCCUCCCUGCCGGCUCGCGGAUCCAAGUGCCUGUCGCCCUCCUGCUAUAAGCUGUGGCGGCCAGGAUAGCCGAGAACACUAGUGAAGGCAGCGGUGGGGGGAGCCGGAGCGUCCGGGCUCCCUUCCCGAUGCCUGCUUCCUUAGGAAGAGAAACCCCUUUGCCUCCCUCGUUGGCUGAGCAAAUUGGGCUCUGACCCCAUCUAUUAAAAGCCAGGCCCUCCGGCGCCCUCUUGUCCCCGCCCUGUCCCUUGCCCUGCCCUGGCUGCCAAAGGACAAACACCUUUGCAACAGACGUGUUUUUUUUCUAUUUAUUUUGAUAUAGGACUGAGUGCAGACAGGAACGAAGGGGCCAGGCAGUGGGGGGGACCAGUUCUGCCUCGCAGUGGGCAGAGGGGUUGGAGAAUGGACCAGUAACUGAACCGCAGACCAAAAUGGGUUUUGUUUUUGGUUUUUGGUUUUUUUUUUCUUUUGUUUUUUUUUUUAAAGUUUAAAUAUAUUAGAAUGGAAACUAAUAAACUUGUGUAAAGAUGGA